This is a messenger RNA of Zasmidium cellare ATCC 36951, 747 nucleotides long. RefSeq lists its product as uncharacterized. The record is from RefSeq and is a predicted model, not a curated record. The transcript is spliced from 2 exons. NCBI's taxonomy places the organism in Eukaryota, Fungi, Ascomycota, Dothideomycetes, Mycosphaerellales, Mycosphaerellaceae. The coding region runs from base 1 to 747 and encodes 248 amino acids.
AUGAGCAGUUAUGCUUUCUGGAGGUCUAAAGUCCGUCAGCGACUGCAGGAUCCAGUCGAAGCAGAGAUUCUAGCACCUAUCAAACCGCCUCAUGCAUUUGGAACCAAACGUCCGAGCCUGGAGAGUUGCUAUUGGGAGACUUUCAACCAGAGCAACGUCGAUUUGAUUGAUGUGAACAGCGACCCCAUAGUAGAAGUAACGGACAGAGGCGUCAUCACAGCUUCUGGGAGACUUCAUUGCUUGGACAUCUUGGCUUUGGCCACUGGAUUUGACUUCUUAACAGCGUCGAUGCUGGCAAUGAAUAUUCGAGGCAAGAACGGUACGAAGCUCGAGGACCGCUGGGAUAUUAAACAAGACGGCAAGGGUACAUCGACGUAUCUUGGACUGUCCACGGCUGGUUUCCCUAACCUCCUGUUCCCGAUGGGUCCACAAGCCCCAUCAGCCCUUGGUCUGACGCCACAGUUGGCGGAAGUUCAGGGCGACUGGGUUGCUCAGUUGUUGUCUUGGAUGGCUAAGCACGACAAAUUGACAGUAGAGCCUUUGUUGGAGGCCGAGCAGUCUUGGAAAGAAGAGGUUGAUCGUGCGGCCAGGACGUCCCUAUUCGGCCAGACGGACUCAUGGUACAUGGGAGUAAACAUUCCAGGUCGCAAGAAACAACCCCUUUGCUACUUUGGUGGCGUGAACAAGUACAUCGAUGAGCUUGCACGAUGUGCCGAAAGCGAUUAUAAGGGCUUCUCGUUUCAGUAG